AUGAGGUCACAUCCGAUAAUUGAUGAAUCUGCCUUUAUGAAUUCUGAGGAAGAAAAUGAUACUUUAAAGCUACAAAAUUUGUUAGAAAACGGUGAGACUUUACCCGUAAUAAAGCAGCUAUAUUCCCCUGACGUUAAAGAACGUGCGUGGGCUGCAAGUUGUUCUUCAAAUCUCAUACUGGGUGACAAAAAGAUUCGUCGUUUACUAUUAUCUCAAAAUCUUAUUAAAGCUCUCAUUGAGCGAUUGACUGAUGAUUACGAAAUAUUAAAAGAAGCUCUCGGCACAUUAAGGAACCUUACGAUCGUUGGUGAGCAUGAAGUCUGUGUUGAAAUGUACAGAGAAGAUAUACUUACUCCACUAAUGGCAUUGGUUUCCAAAGUUUCCGAAGUUAUCGAUAAUAUUAUCAAAGGAAUUCCUGCCGAAUCAGAUCCCCUUGUAGAUGCGAGAAACACUAUAUGGAAAUCUGCGGAAAAUAUUAUCUAUAUAAUUUUGGCAUUGAGUGAAACUUCCCAAGAAGUACUUAGAGGCAUAAAUAAUACGAAUAUUGUUCCAUUUUUGAUGUCUUGUCUUAUCCAGUCUUGUACUAUUCCCACCCAAACGGUCAUUGCUGCUUGCCAAUGUCUACACACCUUGACGGACGACAACCCUGAUGUUCAUAUUCACUUUCAGCAGAAUCCACAAUAUGCGCAAUCGUUAUUGAACGCCAUUAAUCUUGAUGAAGCCGCUCUUCCGUCAAAAGAACAUUUGUUGUUUAUCAAAGUCUUAUGCUGUGGAAUUCUAUCGAAUCUUUAUUCCGUUGUCGACCUUCCUAUAUCCAAAUCGGAGCCCAUAAUGAAUUUAAAUAAUUAUUUGAUGCCUGUACUAAUAUCUUGUUUGGCUCUUGAUAUAAAUAAGGCUGCGGACGAAGCUAUUGAAAAUGUUUCAGAGAUUGAUAAUGCUCAAUGUCCGGAAACCACAAAAGACCUUCCAAAAUAUACAAUACCAAUAGCAGAAAAUAAUUUAAAUAAAAUCAAUGUACAAUUAAUGACUUUACAACUUGCUCUUGAAAUUUUGUCAAAAAUUUUCUUGGAAUGUUUUUCCAAAGAUGGUGAUGAUGAUGGGUGGCAAGAUGAGUCCCAAGAAGACAAUGACAUUAAUGUUAAAGAAGAUAGCAUAAUGGAAGAUAUCAUUAUAAUGGGCGUAAAUCAACCCGAUGAGCAAUCAAAAAUUCAUCCAAUAUUAAAUAAUUUUGCUACUAUUAUCUUACCAAAACUUUUUAGUUUAGCCUACCCAACACACUUAUCAUUUCCAGAACAACUUGGUCCUAACGUUUUGCCAAUGCCCUCAGUUGCUCCAGAAAUCACGUCAUCGCUUGCAACAGUGCAUCUAAGAGCAAUUGAAUGCAUUAACAAUUUCCUUUUAGUAAUGGUAGAUAAUGUUGAAGAUAAAUGGUGGUUUACGCAGCAUCGAGAGGAUGCUAAACAAGCAUGGACACUGCUGUUUGAAUUGGGAAGCCAAGUUACCGGAAAAGGAAUAGGCGAGCCAGGACAAGAAAGUAGAGUUAAAAUUCUGGAUGCAUUAAUAGGAUGCCUUUGGACUUUGGCUAGAGGAUUGGAUGGCAAUGCGCCUGUUACUGGUGACCAAAUUCGCAGUUUGAUUUGUUGCUACGAGUCAGGUGUAUAUGAUACAAUGCGUGUAAAGACAAUUGGUACAUUAGGCAUGAUUGCAAGGCGACAAAACGCUAUUGAUGAUAAUAAGCUGAUAGGAACGUUCUUGUUCAAUAUCCUAAGCCUCUUAAAAAAUGAUUCAACGUCUCCGGAAUGUGUAGUCGAAGUUCUUAACUCUAUAUAUGACGUAUAUGCCGACAAAGAUUUUGAUUAUGAUGAACCUGUUUUUGUUCAAGGCGGUUAUUUGCCUUUACUCGAAAAUACGGCUAAAUCCAUUGACAAGAGAACGUCACGUGAUUUGCGUUUCCGUGCAGACGAAGCUCAUGAGAAUCUUAUCGCAUUUAUAAAGUAUAAAAGAGAUGAACGACGUUAA
Molecule: messenger RNA, 2019 nt
Organism: Dentiscutata erythropus
Lineage: Eukaryota; Fungi; Glomeromycota; Glomeromycetes; Diversisporales; Gigasporaceae
Source: the annotation of a GenBank genome assembly